Messenger RNA from Lactuca saligna, 1709 nucleotides. The record is from the annotation of a GenBank genome assembly. Lineage: Eukaryota; Viridiplantae; Streptophyta; Magnoliopsida; Asterales; Asteraceae.
AUGUUUACUAAAGAAUAUGAACAGAUUUGUUCUACUUAUUUAAUUGAUAAAGCAAUUGAAUCUUCCAAUGAUUUAACUAUCGGAACUUCAAUAUCAACAUUAAACGAUGGAAAUCAUGAAUCGGAAGACUCAUACAAUGUUUUAACUAUUGGACCUUCAAAAAUAACAUGCAACGAUGGUGAUAAAGGAAAAGAAAACUACUCCAAGUUUUCUAAUGUUAUAUCAAUGGAUGCAACAUAUAGAAUAAACAGGUACAAUAUGAUAUUUGUUCCUUUUACUGCUAUAAACAACCAUGAAAAGACAAUCAAUGUUGGAGCAGGACUAAUAUCAGAUGAAACAAUUGAAUCAUACACUUGCAAAGGUGUUUCAAGGAUGUACUCACAGAUUAUGUAUGUGGCACAUAAUGUCAAAAAUGCCAUAAAGAUUGAACCUGGUGUAGUUUCAAAUUCAGAUUUCAAGAAACGCAUAAAUCAACUAGUUUGGAAUAUGAAUAUUGAACCAUCAUAAUUUGAGAACAAAUGGGACUUGAUGUUGCAUGAAUUUCAUUUGAAGGAUAAUAAAUGGUUAGCUGAUAUGCUCAACAAGAGAGACAAAUGGAUUCCCUCCUAUUUCAGAGAUAUACAAAUGUGUGGAAUUAUGAAGACUACAUCUCAAUCUGAAAGUUCAAAUUCAUUUUUCAAUGUUUUCUCAAGUCCAACCAACUUACUUGUGAAUUUUAUGUUCAAUUUUGACACUGCAUUUUCAAAGCAAUGUCAUGAGCAAAAAAUAUUAGAUAUUGCAUCAAGAGAUACUUCUCCACAACUGUUAUUUCCACAUGAAAAUUUGAAAAUUGAAAAGCAUGCAUCAUUGGUAUACACACGAGAAGCAUUCCUUAAAGUGCAGAAACAAAUAAAAAAUGCAUUCUAUCAGUGUUUUCAAAAAAAUUCUGUUUUAAUUGAUGUCCAUCAACAAUGCACAAUUGUCUACAAAGAAAUCAAGUCAGGCAAAUGACCAGAAUUGAAGGUAUGGAAAUAUGCUACUUAAUGAUUAUUUUAAUUAAACAUUAGUUUGACUUUAAAAUAAUAUUAAUGUAAUUACAUUUUAUUAUUAUCUUUCAGAUUUCUUUUGACGCAAAAGAUGAAACAAUUGAAUGUGAAUGUUUGCAUUCACAUUUUUUGGAAUCCUUUGUAGUCAUGAUUUUAGAGUUCUUAUAGAUUAUGACAUUACCAUGAUACCUGAAAAAUACAUUCUGGAUAGAUAGAGAAAGAACAUAGUGGAUAUUGGUUUUCAAAAGAUAAACCGAAAAUGGAGAGUGUGCAGUACAGAAAUUUCAAAUCUCUUGCAGGAUGCUACUUCUUUUUAUGAGAAAUGCAUUGAAUCAGUUAUUCAUGACAAUGAAAAAUUACAAGAAUUGGUGAACUCUCUUCAACAAUUAAGUGAAACUUGUGGAAAGGAUGUUGCUUCUAGAUCAAGUUCAAUUCCAAUAAAAGAUGUUGUUGAAAAUAUCAUUGGAGUUCUAAUUUCAACUGAUGUGAAAAUCAAAGUACCAAGUGGGAUAAAAACAAAAGGAAGUGGAAGGAGGAAUCGAAUCAAAAGUGCAGCAGAAAAAGCAAUAGCUAAAUCACUUAAACCAAAACGCACAUGCAAAGGAUGCAAGCAAUUAGUCAACCAUGAUCUAAGAAAUUGCCUAAUAAAUCCUUCAAAUGUUCUUAAGCCUUUCAAAAAACAAC